AGACGGGGAUUCUUACUACGACGAUGUCACAUCCCUCGUGAGCCCUACAGUCACCCACGCAUCAUCAUCCGCCGCCGUCAACGAUCUCGAUCUCCGGCGUCUCUUGAGUAUGUAAUUAACUAUCUAACCUGCUUUUUUUAUUCCUAUACAUAUAUUUCGUUGAUCAAUUUAUCAAUAUUCAUUUUCUCUGUAGGACUUUUUCUCUUGUAUUCAAUGGUUUAUUUCGUCCUUUUCAUUGGAUUUCCUAAUUGAUUUGAUGUUUUUUACGUGGCUGAUGAUUGUCGAUCUUUGGCGUACUGUAUGUGCAGCGCUAGGGACCUGUGAGUCCGAUGGAUUGAUUUAAUUAAAACCCUAUGGAACUUGUGUGAGGGUUUUAUAUAUACUGGCCAAACGCGUUAAACCCCAAGUAGAACAACUUAAAAAUAUCUCGGAUAUUUACACUCCACUUGACCAUACUAAAUGUGAGGUGAAUAUAUAUGACUGGUCUGGUGAGAUAUAUAGUUACCUUGUGAAUGGUAUUCUUUGACAAGUAGUAUGUGUGAAGUUGGUGGUGGGCAGGUAAAAUAGUAAUUAAUUUAGGGAUGAUGUUUGCUUCUCUUGUUUCUGUUUGUUUUAUAUAUAUGGUGUGGUGUGCAUGCAGAUGCAGGUGCAGGGCCAGCCAAGUGACAUGGAAAGAAGAGAAGGGAGUUGCUAGCUGUACCCUACUAACAUAUGCAAAACUGCGGUGGUGGUGGACUGGUGGUGGUUGCUUAAUUUGGUAGCCAGCUAAUAAAUCCAUCAUCUCUUUCUCUUUCUCUUCGCUUCAAUAUAUAUACUAGUACUAGCCAAGAAGAAAAAAGGACAAGAAAGGAUGAAAGCUCCUUCAGCGGCUUCUGGGUUCCUGGAGGAAUGCAUUGGGUGCGAGAGCUGUCUGGAUCUCAACACUCAUACCCAAGACCAUCUGCUUCAUCUCUUCCCCGCACCAACAGCUCCUCCGAAUUGUGAUAUGGAUAAUCAUUCUGCGGAUAAGGAAGAGGAGAGAGCACAUGAUCAUAGUAGCGAUGACGUCAUUGACAGCCGCUGGAGUGCGAUGAAGGAGUAUCCGCCGCCAAUACCCUUGCUGGCAAGGAGGGGCAAGUUGGCGUCAUGGGUGCUAAGGAGGCACUACACAAGCGACGGGAGGCUGGUUCUGACCGAGGACAAAGCGUGUACGUGCGGGGAUCACCGCUACUUUAGGGCACACAGAAGCAAGGGUCGCCUCACUCUCCACCUUCAACUCCAUAACCAUGAUGAUGAUGAUGAUGAUGAUAGUAGUGACGAGUUGGAGCCUUUGGGUUUGGGAUGUGAUGAUUGCGAGGGUGCAGGAGGGUUUCACAGGGGGACUGGGAUUGACGCAGCAGUCAAGUGUUUGAACAACAACAACAACAACAACAGCAGUCAAAUGAGGGCCAAGAGCAUAUUGUGUGUCCCUCUUGUGCCCACAUUGAGGCCCCUUCUGAGUUAGUCCUCCAAAUUGUCCAAGUAAUUAUUUGCAUGUUUGAAUUUUGAAAAAAAUAGACAUUUCUUCG
This is a messenger RNA of Linum trigynum, 1547 nucleotides long. The record is from the annotation of a GenBank genome assembly. Lineage: Eukaryota; Viridiplantae; Streptophyta; Magnoliopsida; Malpighiales; Linaceae.